AUGUUUAAAACAAAACAGAAAAUUAAAAUUUUAAAUAUACCUCAUAAAAGUAAAUGUUCAAUGAAACCAUUGAACUAUUUAAAAUCAACAUUCACAAAUAAGUUGAAAAAUGAAAAUAAUCAUUCAUAUGUAGUAAAGUAUCAUCAAAUUACUCAUCAUAGAGAUGAAAAUAAAGAAGAAGAGAAUGAUAAUGUGAACAAUAAUAAUAAUAAAAAUGAUAUUGAAGAGGAAAGUUUGAAUCUCAAUGUAAUUCCUAAAAUUGGUAAUGAUGAAUUCAUUGACGAUGUGUUGAAUGAACAAGAAGAGAUAUUUGAAAUAGGUGAUAAUAUAUCAGAGAGAACACUUUCAGAUCUUAUUCAUUCAUAUACACUAUCUGAUUUAUCAAUGUAUAUUAAUGAAAUAGACGAGUGUAUUUCAGGUUUAUCACAAGAACAAAAUCAUUUGGAUUCAUUAAUGAAUAUAAUAAGUGAAAUUGAGAAAACAGUCGAUUUCUCAGAUAUCGAUACUGACUACAAUGAUAGUCAGACAAUACCAAUUAAUAUGAAACAACAAUUAUUUCAUGAUUUCAAAUUAAUAUCAAAUAGGCAGAAAUUAAACGUCACGUACAAGCUGAUAUUUAACGUCUACCUAUCAAAUACAAAUGUUCAAAUAGUUUAUACGAUUGGAAGUAUUCAAAAGUCAAUGGUUUAUAAUUACUCAUUUACUUUAUUUAUAAUUUACAAUUGUUAUUUAUUAGUUACACUAACACCUUAUAUUUUAAAUAGUUUAAAUAUUAAUUAUUUACAAAGUUAUUUACCUAUUUAUAUGAUUCAUUUAAAUCUUUUAAGUUUCAACGUUACGCGGGAUAAUGGUAAUGAACUGAAACAUUUACAAGUUAGUUGUCACUAUGACAACCAUUAUAAUCAAUCAUCAAUAUGGGAACCCCUAGAACAGUUUCUUACAUGUAAAAUAAGCCUUGAAAAGACAGAAUGUUUGAAAAAUAAAUCAUCUUUAUUGAAUUUAAUGAAUACUUCAGAUUUAACUAAGCUUAUAUCUAAUUGUGAGAAUGAAUUAACACAGGAAUUAUUCAAUUUUUAA
Trichobilharzia szidati is the source of this 1077-nucleotide messenger RNA. Lineage: Eukaryota; Metazoa; Platyhelminthes; Trematoda; Strigeidida; Schistosomatidae. The record is from the annotation of a GenBank genome assembly.